Messenger RNA from Chironomus riparius, 2062 nucleotides. Lineage: Eukaryota; Metazoa; Arthropoda; Insecta; Diptera; Chironomidae. The record is from the annotation of a GenBank genome assembly.
AAACAACAAAACACAAAAAUAAGUUGAAAUAUUAUUUUGUUGCAAUUCUAACAAUCAUGAGCGCAAAUAAUAAAAAUGAUAUUUUAGCGGUUUUACAAAUAUUGAAAAAAUACAAUUUAAAGGACACCGAAAGUCUCUUGAAGCAAGAAGCAAAUCUAACAGAUAUUCCAGAAAACUUUACGCAUGAUGCAUCAGAUAGCGUUCUACAAGCUUAUCAAAGUGAAGGUGAUCCUGAUUCUUAUGAUUCGUGCUAUACUGAAUUGAGAAAAUUUGUCGAUUCCGCACUGGAUAUCUAUAAAUACGAGCUGAGCAUGAUUCUCUAUCCAGUUUUUGUUCACAUGUACAUCGAACUCGUCUAUAAUGGUCAUGAAGAGCAAGCUAAAGAACUUAUGGAAAAGUUUGGUCCAGAGCAAGAAUAUUAUUAUCAAGAAGACAUAAAGAGACUUUCAAUGAUAACAAAAAGAGAUCAAAUGAGUGGAAAUGACUUGACUGAUACAUUUAAGUCUAAUGAAUUUAUCAUUCGUAUAUCCCGUGAUACGUUGUCACUGCUCAAGCGGCAUCUUCAAGAGAAAAAAGCCAGUGUUGUUAUGAAUAUCAUCAAUGAACAUCUCUACUUUGAUUUGUAUGAAGGAAUGGCUAGAAAUAAGAAGCAAUGUGAUGCAACAGCUGGCGCAUUACUAGGUGAAGCAAGGAGACAAGACAACAAAGUCAAAGUGUAUUAUGGACUGUUAAAAGAACCUGAUUAUCAGCAAAUGACAACACAAGCACCGCCACCAGAAGAAGAAGAUGAGAAUGAUGUUGAUGCAGACAAACCGAAGAAAAAGAAACAAAAGAAAGAUCCUUUAUUUGGUAAAAAGACAAAAUCAGAUCCAAAUGCUCCACCAUCCGAUCGUGUGUUUUUACCUCAGCUCCGCGACAAUGAUAAGAAUGAGAAGAUCAAAGCACUUCGUGAAGCACAGAAGCGUGUCAACCUUGGACCUGACAGUUUGCCAUCUGUUUGCUAUUAUACACUGCUUAAUUCUUUAUAUACAGUCACAUGUGCUGAAAUUGCUGAGGAUUCAUCACUAAUUGCAAUUGGAUUUUCUGAUGCAACAAUUAAAGUUUGGGCAAUGACACCAGCUAAGUUAAGAGAGCUAAAAUCAGCUGAGCAUUUAAAGGAUAUUGACAGAGAUGUUGAUGAUGUCCUUGUAAGAAUGAUGGAUGACAGAAAAGCAGACACAUCAAAGCUAUUUACUGGGCAUACAGGCCCAGUUUAUAGUUGCUCAUUUACAUUUGAUCGAUCACUUUUGUUGUCAUGCUCAGAAGAUUGUACAAUCAGAUUAUGGUCUUUGCAGACAUGGACAUGUCUUGUUGUAUAUAAAGGUCAUUUAAAUCCAGUUUGGGAUGUGAAAUUUUCACCGCACGGUUACUAUUUUGUCAGUUCUUCACAUGAUAAGACAGCUCGCGUAUGGGCUACAGAUAAUCCACAACCACUAAGAAUAUUUGCAGGACAUUUAUCAGAUAUUGAUGUCUGCAUGUUUCAUCCCAAUUCAAAUUAUGUUGCAACAGGUUCAAGUGAUAGGACAGUCCGACUUUGGGAUGUCUUAUCAGGGAAUCAUGUUCGAUUAAUGACAGGACAUAAGGCACCGAUCUAUUCACUAGUAUUUUCAAACUGUGGACGAUAUUUAGCUAGUGGAUCAAGUGAUAAAGUUGUGAAUGUAUGGGACUUGGCACAUGGACAUUUAGUUGCGAGUUUAGAAGGUCACACAUCCACAAUUCAUUCGCUUUGUUUUAGUCGUGAUGGAACUGUGUUGGCAUCUGGAGCACUUGAUUGUAAUUUGAAACUUUGGGAUUUUUCAAAAUUAUGUGAGGAUCUUAGUGGUGAAAAUGUCAAUGUGUCACACAAUCCGAAUGUAAGGAGUGGAGACAAUUAUUUACUUCGUACUUUCCCGACAAAACAAUCGCCUUUCAUAACACUUCAUUUUACUAGAAGGAACUUGCUGUAUGGUGUCGGUAUGUUCGAGAGUUCUUAAAUGUAAAUUUAAUGCCUGAAAUAUUAUUUGAAUAAAAUAAGGAAAUAAAG